ACCACAUCCAUUACCUCUAAAUAACUACCUUACCUUACAAUCACAAUUCAAUCAAAAAAACAAACUCCUAAAUUUGGUUCUACUGACUCAUGGUACCAGGAAUAUACUCAAGAAACAUGAGUCCUCAGUACUAUUGGUGAUACUGAAGUACAUAAUGUUUGCAAUUUCAACACAAACGCGAGGUCUCAAACCCAAGGUGGCGUCAUCAGAAUGGUUUUCUCCUACCUCUACUUCCUUUCAAAAGAACUGUGUGUCACAAGGCAGCCCAUUUUCUUCAAAGCAAAGUUCUUUUCUAAGAGGUCAAUAUCAUGUUAGACACUUCCUUGGGCUCGGUCGAACUGGACAAAGAAGAAAAAAUGCAGGUGCUGUGGUAUCACCAAGUUGUGUCCUUCCACUUACUGAGGAAAACGUCGAGAAGGUUCUAGAGCAAGUCAGGCCAGGCCUAAUGGCUGAUGGAGGAAAUGUGGUACUACAUGAGAUCGAUGGCCUAGUUGUAAUUCUUAAGCUUCAAGGAGCAUGUGGAUCUUGUCCAAGUUCAACAAUGACACUUAAAAUGGGAAUUGAAACUCGUCUUCGGGACAAAAUCCCUGAAAUAAUGGCAGUUGAACAGAUUCUUGACUCUGAAACUGGCCUUGAGUUAAAUGAGGAAAAUAUUGAAAAGCUUCUUGGAGAGAUUAGACCAUACUUGGUAGGCGCCGGUGGUGGAGAAUUGGAGCUUGUACAGAUUAACGACUACAUUGUUAAGGUUAGGCUAAGUGGACCGGCUGCUUCUGUGAUGACAGUUCGUGUAGCUCUUACUCAAAAAUUGAGAGAUGCAAUACCAGCUAUUGCUGCUGUUCAGUUGACAGAUUGAAGAAAAUGCUCAGCCAGGCCAUAUGACGAAAUUUUCCUGCAAGAUUAAAAAUUUACAGUACCAUUUUUGUUAUACAACAUGUAGCAUUCUUUAUCCCUUCACUAGUGUACUCAUAAAUCAACAUCUUUAUAUUGUCAAUAUUAGCAACUUCAAUAGCAAAAUGAUAUAUUUUGCAACUAAA
Messenger RNA from Solanum tuberosum (potato), 1034 nucleotides. RefSeq names its product nifU-like protein 3, chloroplastic. Gene Ontology annotation, cellular component: mitochondrion; chloroplast stroma. Gene Ontology annotation, biological process: iron-sulfur cluster assembly. Lineage: Eukaryota; Viridiplantae; Streptophyta; Magnoliopsida; Solanales; Solanaceae. The record is from RefSeq and is a predicted model, not a curated record. The transcript has 5 exons. The coding region runs from base 155 to 853 and encodes 232 amino acids. Gene Ontology annotation, molecular function: iron-sulfur cluster binding; iron ion binding.